UGUCAGUUUAAUUUUGACGAGAAAGAAGAAGUAUUUGUUAAUAAUAUUUUUUCUCAAGAUUAAUAAUAUUUAUCAAUAUUUGUGUUAAUAAGUUAAUAAAAUUAUUGAAUAAUUGUUAACCUAUAACAAUGAAUUAAAAGUUUGUGAUUUAGUGAUUUAUUUGGUGAUCUUUUACGAAAAGUUGAGAAGAUUGGAACACUUUAUAGGUUAGGUGUCGUUUGUAAAAUGGCAGAUGUACGUGAUAUUUUGGAUCUUGAAACACCAUCGACAGAAUUAACGAAAGAAACAAUUUUCGGAGAAAAUAAAAAGGUGAGAAAAAGAUAUGAUUACCGAGUACCUAAACGACCAGAGGGUAUGCAUAGGGAGGUUUUUGCAUUGCUUUGCAAAGACAACAACGAUGUGCCACCAUUGUAUCCAACAGACACGAGCAAAGGAUAUAAACAGGUAAAAGCACAAUUGGGAAUGAGAAAAGUGAGACCAUGGAAGUGGACUCCAUUUACAAAUCCUGCUCGUACUGAUGGAGCUAUUUUUCAUCAUUGGCGGCGAGUAGCUGACGUAGGAAAUGAAUAUCCUUUCGCAAAAUUUAACAAAAAAGUUCCCGUUCCAACUUAUACGAACGCGGAAUAUUUACAACAUUUAGUGGUAAACAAUUGGUCUCGUGCCGAGACAGAUCAUUUAUUUGACUUGUGUCGAAGAUUCGAUCUCCGAUUUAUUGUUAUUCAUGAUCGAUGGGAUAGAACUAAAUUUCCUGUUAGAAGUGUAGAAGAAUUAAAAGAACGAUAUUAUCAAGUUUGUGGUUCGAUAACAAAAUCGAAAUCCCAUACGGAAAAAAUUUAUUCAUUUGAUGCAGAACAUGAAAAACAUAGGAAGGAACAAUUAAAAAAAUUGUUUGAACGUACACCGGAACAAGUUGAAGAGGAGCAAACUCUACUUGCGGAAUUACGUAAAAUUGAGCAAAGAAAAAAGGAAAGAGAUCGUAAGACACAGGAUUUACAAAAAUUAAUAACCGCCGCUGAUCAUCAAUCAGAUCCAAGAAAAAGUGAACGAAAAUCAUCAAAGAAAAAUAGUAGUUCAUCAAGAAAUCGACCUAGUAAAGCUGAUUCUUCUCAUACCAUUAAUUUUCAGGCUGUUGAAUCGGCUGGAAUCAAGUUUCCUGAUUUUAAAAAUAGUGGAGUUUCUCUACGUUCACAGAGAAUUAAAUUGCCCAGCAGUUUAGGUCAAAAGAAAAUGAAGGGCAUUGAACAAAUGUUAACUGAAUUACAGCUUGAAUUAAAUCCACCGCCAACUGAACAAAUUUGUCAACAAUUCAAUGAACUUCGUAGUGAUAUGGUACUUCAUUAUGAACUACGAGGAGCAUUGACAACAUGCGAUUAUGAAUUACAGUCUUUGAGGCAUCAAUAUGAAGCUCUCGUACCUGGAAAGACACUAACAAUUCCGGCGGCUCUUUUGCCAAAAGCAGAACCGGAAGUUAAAUCGGAUAUUAUAGACGUUGUAGGUUCUCCAAGUAUGCCAAGUGUUGGACAUUAAUUUAAAUUUCUAAUGUCAAGACGUAAAAGUGAAAAUAAUUCAUUGAAAAAAAUUUAUUUAACGAAAAAUUAUUUUCAUCAUUUAAAAAGUUAUGAAAGUUGAAAUGAAUGAAAUUAAAAAAAUAUAUAUAUUUCUUAAAGUUUAAAACUUUAUUGUAUAAAAUGUUUUAAGUAUCAAAAGAACAUUUAUUUAUAAAUUAAAUUAUAUUUUGAGCAGAAGUUCAAAUCAAGAAAAAAUUUCAUUCAUUUAAACUUUCAGAAGUAUUUCGUCGUUGUAUAUAUUAUUGUCUGCUUUGUUAAUUUUAAGCAGAAAGAAAACAAUUUUUUUUUACAAUAGUUGACUUUCGAUUUUUAAGUUUAGUUAUUGUAAACUGUGAUUAUAAUAUGAAGGCUCAUGUGGAGGCUUUAUCUAUCACUUUUGUAAAAAAUAAAAAUUCUGUUUUUAAGGAAAAUACGAAAA
Molecule: messenger RNA, 1986 nt
Organism: Leptopilina boulardi
Lineage: Eukaryota; Metazoa; Arthropoda; Insecta; Hymenoptera; Figitidae
Gene: DMAP1
Product: DNA methyltransferase 1-associated protein 1
Exons: 5
Coding region: 226-1527 (433 amino acids)
Biological process (GO): DNA repair; chromatin remodeling; negative regulation of transcription by RNA polymerase II
Cellular component (GO): Swr1 complex; NuA4 histone acetyltransferase complex; nucleus
Molecular function (GO): transcription corepressor activity
Source: RefSeq, a predicted model, not a curated record